AUGCCUGUCAAAGCUAUAGCAAGAACCUCGAUAGCACGGAAUGGAUUAGGUACUUACGUACUUCCCUGCAACAAACUAACGCUACAGUACUGUAACUGGGGAGGGUCCUCCCAAGGUAUGAGACACAUUUUAACAAAUGGACAAUUGGAUAAGCUAGCACAAUCGAAACCUCAAGUGAUGUUUGAGGUGCUCAAGAGACAAGGACAUCCUAAACUCAUUUUUCGUUAUAAUGAUGAUAAAGUUACAGAGGUUGAUGUGAGGAACAUGAAGAAUCACGAAAUUGUUCAAAAGAUCAAUGAGUAUCUACAACGAUCAGGUAAUGACUUGUUCAAAUGUAACCACAAGGUUGCAUCAGAAAAUGAUUCGGUUAGAGGAAUAUGGUCACCUUUGCAUGCACCAAAGGGACACAGGUUUAACAUAUAG
Lodderomyces parapsilosis is the source of this 423-nucleotide messenger RNA. RefSeq names its product mitochondrial 54S ribosomal protein mL43. Gene Ontology annotation, cellular component: mitochondrial large ribosomal subunit. Bases 1 to 423 code for a protein of 140 amino acids. Gene Ontology annotation, biological process: mitochondrial translation. Gene Ontology annotation, molecular function: structural constituent of ribosome. The record is from RefSeq and is a predicted model, not a curated record. NCBI's taxonomy places the organism in Eukaryota, Fungi, Ascomycota, Pichiomycetes, Serinales, Debaryomycetaceae. The transcript has a single exon.